AUGAAUGAGGAGUUAAUCCCACUGCAAAACAGUGAAGAUGAGGACAAUGGAGAAAAGAUGGGAGAAGUUCUCAGUGACGCAGGGUGUAGCUCAGAGAGUUGGGCCAUACUUCCUGUUUUGUGCUUGACGCAGGUGUUUAAGUUUCUUGAUGAAGGGGAUCGCAGGAGUGCAGACCUGGUUUGUCAGCGCUGGCACAACAUCAUGCACUCUCCCUCCCUCUGGCGCUCACACACCUUCCACCUCAAUGUCCGGCCGUCCAAGUACAAGCAGUCUGAAUUCCACUCUUCUGUGGCCUAUGUCCAGUCUCGAGGAGUCUACCUGGAGAGGUUGGUCGUGUUGGUGAAUCCUCCAUCCACUUACUCGAUAGCCUCGAGACUGUUGAGAACAAUCAAGACAAUAUUUGAUGAGCUUACCAGAGUACGGGCGUCACUGAAGUCUAUCAGCCUCACAAAUCUGGAGUUAGACCGGCCCUGCUGGACUUCUGGACUCAGAAACUCUUUCGUUAUCUUCCUGGUUUCCUUUCUCCGCAAACAAGGCUCAAAGCUUGACUCCGUUUGUCUGAAUGGGAUGAAAAUCGGCAUGAUUCAGGGUCUGGAGAUGCUUUCCACCCUGGCACAGUCUCAGAAGCGCACCAGCCAUCGCUGCUCCAUCUCUACUUUGGACUUGAAGGGUUUCUUUUCUGGAGAAGUUCCAGUCUACCGUAACACCAACAUGCCCCGCACCCUGAGCAUCAUGAAAGGCCUCACCCACCUGAGCCUGAGCUACUCCUGUCUGUCAGAUGAGCUUCUAAAGGCAUUGCAGCCCAGAGAGCGAGGGUGGAGAGAUUUCAUCCACUUGAAAACACUUUCACUGUGGUGUUCUUUGAAUGUGCCCCAUGGACAGGUGAUUUGCGGUCACUCAUGGGAAUCUCUGGCAUCGCGCUGCCCGGGCCUGAAAGUCAAGAUUGCAGUCGACCAAAUCCUCAACACUAACCGACUUGCAAGGAUUCUGCUGCCAGAGAUUCCCCUUGUUGAUUUCAGCAUGACAACUUUCUACUCUCCCAACGAAGAAUGGAGCCCCAGGCCUCUCUUCUAUGUCAUGCUGCCUCAGUUCAGGCUCACUCUGAAGUUUCUGACCCUGCACCUGAGUAACUGCAGUGAAUUAUUGGACGACGAGCUGCUGAAGCUGGUCAGACGUUGUGAUCGUCUGGAGCAACUGAGAGUCUGGGCUUUCCUGGAAAUCAGAACUGUGCAGAGACUGCUGAGAAUCAGGCUGGCACAAAGGAGCUUACUCAACACGAUCAGGGUGAGUGUCUACUCAGUAGAAGAGGACCAUGAAGAGCAGAAAGAGCAGCUGGAGAAAUUAUUGUCUACAUACCGAGAUCUCCCUCCUGAACUCGAUUUUUUUGCUACAGUCUAUCCCUAUGUGUAAUCGCAGG
Molecule: messenger RNA, 1417 nt
Organism: Trematomus bernacchii (emerald rockcod)
Lineage: Eukaryota; Metazoa; Chordata; Actinopteri; Perciformes; Nototheniidae
Product: F-box only protein 39-like
Exons: 6
Coding region: 1-1410 (469 amino acids)
Biological process (GO): positive regulation of protein ubiquitination; SCF-dependent proteasomal ubiquitin-dependent protein catabolic process
Cellular component (GO): SCF ubiquitin ligase complex
Molecular function (GO): protein binding
Source: RefSeq, a predicted model, not a curated record